UGGACCUGAGUAACAACGACCUUCAGGAUUCAGGAGUGGAGCUGAUGUCUCCUGGACUGAAGAGUCCACACUGCAGACUGGAGACUCUCAGGUUGAGUGUCUGUUCAUUGUCAGAGAGAAUCUGUGAAGCUCUGUCCUCAGUUCUCAGCUCCCAGUCCUCUAGUCUGAGAGAGCUGGACCUGAGUAACAACAACCUGCAAGAUUCAGGAGUGGAGCAACUGUCAGCUGGACUGAAGGGUCCGCACUGCAGACUGGAAACUCUCAGGGUGGACCAUGGUGGACCACAGAGACUGAGACCUGGUGUGAGGAAGUAUGUCUGUGAACUGGAACUGGACACAAACACAGUAAACAGAAGACUCAAACUGUCUGACAAUAACAGGAAGGUGACACGUGUGAGGAGUCUCAGUCAUAUCCUGAUCAUCCAGACAGAUUUAACUGCUGUCCUCAGCUGCUGUGUAGAGAUGGUCUGACUGGUCGCUGUUACUGGGAGGUCGAGAGGAGAGGAGAGGUUAUUGUAUCAGUGAGUUACAGAGGAAUCAGCAGGAAAGGAAACAGUGAAGACUGUGUGUUUGGAUGGAAUGAGAAGUCCUGGAGUCUGGUCUGCUCUGAUGAACAUGGUUACUCUGUCUGGCACAAUAACA
Molecule: messenger RNA, 641 nt
Organism: Etheostoma spectabile (orangethroat darter)
Lineage: Eukaryota; Metazoa; Chordata; Actinopteri; Perciformes; Percidae
Product: ribonuclease inhibitor-like
Exons: 4
Coding region: 45-470 (141 amino acids)
Molecular function (GO): protein binding
Source: RefSeq, a predicted model, not a curated record